Molecule: messenger RNA, 2814 nt
Organism: Python bivittatus (Burmese python)
Lineage: Eukaryota; Metazoa; Chordata; Lepidosauria; Squamata; Pythonidae
Source: RefSeq, a predicted model, not a curated record
AUGCAUGAAGUGAUGCUGGAAGAGAAUAGUCAUAAAAAGAUUGUUGGCAUGGGAAAAGCUCAAGGUCAAAGAGAAAUGAAACAUGGCAAAGUCAUCAACAAAGAUUUACGUCAUUAUCUAAGCCUACAGUUUCAGAAGGGUUCAGUUGAUCACAAACUGCAACAGGUUAUCAGAGAUAAUCUUUACUUGAGAACUAUCCCAUGCACUACAAGAGCUCCCAGAGAUGGGGAAGUCCCUGGAGUGGACUAUAACUUUAUACCUGUUGAUCAGUUCAAAGCAUUGGAAGAAAGUGGAGCUUUGCUAGAAAGUGGAACAUAUGAUGGUAAUUUCUAUGGCACUCCUAAACCUCCAGCUGAGCCUAGUCCAUUCCAACCUGAUCCAGUGGACCAGGUGCUUUUUGAUAACGAUUUUGACCCGGAAUCUCAAAGAAAAAGAACAACAUCAGUCAGCAAAAUGCAGAAAAUGGACACUUCUCUUCCUGAAGAAGAAGAGGAAGAAGAAAAAGUAGCAGUUAAUGGUAGUGGAGGAACAGAAGGCAAAGAGCGACAUUUAGAGUCUUCUGACUGGAUGAAACCUGUUCCUAGUUACAGUCAGACAAAUAGUUCUGUGGAUUUCAAAAACUAUUUAUCGAGGGAAGAAAAUUUAGAGCCUCUCCCCAAGAACUGGGAAAUGGCCUACACAGACACCGGAAUGAUCUAUUUCAUUGACCACAAUACAAAAACUACCACCUGGCUGGAUCCUCGUCUGUGUAAAAAAGCCAAAGCUCCUGAAGACUGUGAAGAUGGAGAGCUUCCUUAUGGCUGGGAGAAAAUAGAAGACCCUCAGUAUGGAACAUACUACGUUGAUCACAUCAACCAGAAAACCCAGUUUGAAAAUCCAGUUUUGGAAGCCAAACGGAAAAAACAACUAGGACAGACUGAUGGAGGUUUAUCAAAUCCAGAACACGCAAAACCUUUCUUUACUCGAGAUCCAUCCCAGUUGAUAGGGGCACUAAUACAGACAUCAUUGAAGAAAAGCACUAUGGGAUUUGGAUUCACAAUAAUUGGUGGAGACAGACCAGAUGAAUUUCUGCAGGUGAAAAAUGUACUAAAGGAUGGACCUGCUGCACAGGAUGGCAAAAUUUUAUCAGGUGAUGUCAUUGUAGAUAUAAAUGGUACAUGUGUCCUUGGCCACACUCAUGCUGAUGUUGUCCAGAUGUUUCAAUUAGUUCCCGUCAAUCAGUAUGUGAAUAUGACGUUGUGUCGUGGAUAUCCUCUGCCUGAUGAAAGUGAAGAUCCUGUUGUAGAUAUUGUCACAGCCACUCCUGUCUUAAAUGGCCAGCCAGUUACAAAAGGAGAUACCUGUAUACUCAAUCAGGAUUUAAUCCCAGGAACAGUGGUUUUGGAUCACAAUAAUAAAACUGGACAUAUAUUAGUCAAUGGACGCCUGAAUGGUCCUUCAGCAAUAGACUUCGGUGAAGAAAGGGCUGCAGGGUCUUCUUCAGGAUGUUCUCAAGCAGAAAUGGUCACAAUUCCUCUGAUCAAGGGACCUAAAGGUUUUGGAUUUGCAAUAGCUGAUAGCCCUGCAGGACAAAAGGUGAAGAUGAUUUUAGACAGCCAGUGGUGUCAUGGACUUCAGAAAGGGGAUGUAAUUAAAGAGAUUUAUCAUCAGAAUGUACAGAAUCUAACACACAUCCAGGUAGUAGAAGUACUGAAGCAGUUUCCAGUUGGAGCAGAGGUGCCACUGCUUAUCCUAAGAGGAGGACCUUCCUCACCUACAAAAACUCCCAAUGUUGUCAGUAUUGAUAAUAAAAUAAAUAAGCAGGAAAAUUCAGGAAGCCUAGAGACCAUCAGUGAGUCUGUUCCACAUCCAAUGCCUUUUCCACCUACUUCUGUGAAGUCGUCUUCUCCAAAGCUUGAUCCUUCUGAAGUCUAUCUGAAAUCUAAAACAUUGUUUGAAGAUAAACCUCCAAACACAAAGGAUUUAGAUGUUUUCCUUCGAAAGCAAGAAUCUGGGUUUGGUUUCCGGGUUCUUGGAGGAGAUGGUCCUGAUCAGUCAAUCUACAUUGGAGCAAUCAUCCCACUAGGAGCAGCAGAGAAAGAUGGUAGACUCCGUGCAUCUGAUGAGCUUGUAUGCAUUGAUGGAAUCCCAGUGAAAGGGAAAUCACAUAAGCAAGUUCUGGAUUUAAUGACAAGUGCUGCACGAAAUGGACAGGUGCUGCUGACUGUUCGCAGGAAAAUCUACUUUGGUGCUGAUAAACAACCAGAAGAAGAAAUAACAUCUGAAGUUCCUUUCAUCUCCCAGAGUGGCUCCCCUAGACUCAACCGAGAAGAGAUAAUCAGCAAACGAUUCCCAGAAGCCUAUGAUGUAGUGCUGCAACGGAAGGAGAAUGAAGGAUUUGGCUUUGUGAUCCUUACCUCAAAGAAUAAACCACCACGUGGUGUGAUUCCUCAUAAGAUUGGACGUGUUAUUGAUGGGAGUCCAGCUGAUCAUUGUGGAAAACUGAAAGUAGGAGAUAGAAUUUCUGCAGUGAAUGGACAGUCAAUCAUAGACUUGUCACAUGAAAAUAUUGUGCAGCUGAUCAAAGAUGCAGGGAAUGCUGUCACACUCACUGUUAUUGCUGAAGAAGAGCACCGCGGUCCCCCAUCAGGAGCAAACUCUGCCAGACAGAGUCCAAUUCUACAGCAUCGAGCACUCGGACCAGUUCCAGCUGCUUCUGUGUCUACUGACAGGGGUGCUAUAGAAGCUGAUGGUGGAAAAGAACAAUGCAACAGUUACAAGCACUUCUCAUUAACAGAAGUUGUUGGAUCUCUCGGAGGGAGCACACAUUCUCAG